AUGGCUGCAUCCCUGGCUAUGGCUGCAUCUCUGGUUGCUGUGGCUGCUGCUGCAUCCCUGGAUGUGGCAGCUGCAUCCCUGGCUGCUGUGGCUGCUGCAUCCCUGGAUGUGGCUGCUGCAUCCCUGGCUGCUGUGGCUGCUGCUGCAUCCCUGGAUGUGGCAGCUGCAUCCCUGGAUGUGGCAGCUGCAUCCCUGGCUGCUGUGGCUGCUGCAUCCCUGGAUGUGGCAGCUGCCUCCCUGGCUGCUGUGGCUGCUGCUGCAUCCCUGGAUGUGGCAGCUGCAUCCCUGGAUGUGGCAGCUGCAUCCCUGGCUGCUCUGGCUGCUGCUGCAUCCCUGGAUGUGGCUGAAUCCUUGACUGCUGUGGCUGCUGCAGCUGCAUCCCUGGCUGCUGCAUCCCUGGCCGUGGCUGCCCGUGGCCCUUCCCGUGGAGCAACAGUGCCAGCUGCUGGCUGCCGAGCCCGGCCUGCCAGGGCUGCCGGCUGA
This is a messenger RNA of Tyto alba (common barn owl), 483 nucleotides long. Its product is annotated as antifreeze protein Maxi-like. The transcript has a single exon. The record is from RefSeq and is a predicted model, not a curated record. The coding region runs from base 1 to 483 and encodes 160 amino acids. NCBI's taxonomy places the organism in Eukaryota, Metazoa, Chordata, Aves, Strigiformes, Tytonidae.